Molecule: messenger RNA, 1570 nt
Organism: Abrus precatorius (Indian licorice)
Lineage: Eukaryota; Viridiplantae; Streptophyta; Magnoliopsida; Fabales; Fabaceae
Product: nucleosome assembly protein 1;3-like
Exons: 12
Coding region: 129-1232 (367 amino acids)
Biological process (GO): nucleosome assembly; somatic cell DNA recombination
Cellular component (GO): nucleus; chromatin
Molecular function (GO): chromatin binding; histone binding
Source: RefSeq, a predicted model, not a curated record
CGGAAAAGAGGAUUGGAGGGUAGCCACGUUUAGCAUUAGCAGCAAAAAAACCCAAACCCUCUUUUCUCUUUUUAUUCUUCUUCUUCUCCCCUUAGGGUUUUAGCUUCUUUUCUCUUUACGCCUCUACAAUGAGCAACGACAAGGAUGCCUUUAGUGUUGCUGAUCUCACUUCUGUUCUCAACGAGGAGAAUAGGGCAGACCUUGUCAAUGAUCUUAAGAACAAGAUACAGAAUUUGGCUGGACAGCACUCCGAUAUUCUAGAGUCCCUGUCACCUAAUGUCAGAAAGCGUGUUGAGGUUCUUAGAGAGAUCCAAGGUCAACAUGAUGAAUUAGAGGCGAAGUUUUUUGAGGAGAGAGCAGCUCUCGAGGCCAAAUACCAAAAGUUGUAUCUACCUCUCUACACUAAGCGCUUUGAAAUAGUAAAUGGUCUUACGGAAGUUGAAAGAGGGGCAGCAAAUGAAACAACACCUGAUAAUGAGGAGGAUAAUGAGAAAGGAGUGCCUGCAUUUUGGCUUAAUGCAAUGAAAAAUAAUGAAGUAUUAGCUGAAGAGAUUUCUGAGCGAGAUGAAGGUGCUCUCAAGUUUCUCAAGGAUAUAAAGUGGAGCAGGAUAGAUAACCCUAAAGGAUUCAAACUUGACUUUUUCUUUGAUACCAAUCCAUAUUUUACCAACUCUGUCUUGACGAAAACAUAUCAUAUGAUUGAUGAAGAUGAACCAAUAUUGGAGAAAGCAAUUGGGACUGAAAUUCAGUGGCACCCUGGAAAAUGCCUGACACAGAAGCUUCUUAAGAAAAAGCCUAAGAAGGGUUCAAAGAAUGCUAAACCAAUUACCAAAACCGAAAACUGUGAAAGUUUCUUCAACUUCUUUAACCCACCGCAAGUUCCUGAUGAUGAUGAAGACAUUGAUGAAGAUACGGCUGAGGAACUUCAGAAUCAGAUGGAACAAGACUAUGACAUUGGAUCAACAAUAAGAGACAAGAUUAUUCCCCAUGCUGUGUCAUGGUUUACUGGUGAGGCCAUUCAGGGGGAGGAGUUUGGAGAUCUGGAGGAUGAUGAGGAUAUUGAAGAGGAUGAUGAUGAAGAGGAGGAUGACGACGAAGAUGAUGAGGACGAUGAUGAAGAUGAGGAAGAAAGCAAGACUAAAAAGAAGUCAUCAACACAUAAGAAGGGUGGAAGAGCACAGUUUGGUGAUGGCCAACAGGGUGAGCGACCUCCAGAGUGCAAGCAGCAGUAGAAAUGUAUUUCUGCAGUGGGUUAUUUAUGCAGUUGUUGGUGUUCGAGAAUAUCUGGUGUAAAAGUGGGUUUCAUGUGGUUUUUAAUGUUACUUAAUUCAUUUUCCUCAGGAAAUCUUUAGUCUGAAUUUGUUGAGAGCCCCCUUCUCCUAUUUUGCACCCGUUUGGAGAGAAUUUGGUUAGUUAGGAUAAUGUGAUUUAUUAUUGCUAGAAUUUGGACGCCCGACUGUUAUAGUUGAAAUAUAUAGUCUGUGCUUCAGCAGUUAGUAAUUUUUGCUUUUAACUUUAUCAUAUCUCGGUCAACUGUUUUAAUUAUAUAAAUAUAUUUUUGAGUUGCACU